UAAUUCCUGCGUGCGUGAGUGAGUGUGUGGAUCAGAAAGUUUGCGUGCAGGUCGCCGCCGCCAAGGAUGAGACCGAUAGUCUCUGUAAUAGUUUCUCAUCCUUGGUCGCCGCCACCUGGCAGAUUUGAAAUAGCGCGCCUGAGAGCAGAGCGGCGCGUUGGUGUGCGCAAUUUGGCGGGAAACUGUGUUGUGCUUUCCCCGUGUGUUUGUGUGACUGUACCUCUGUUUCUGACGCUCCCUUUCCUUCACCAUGGCUUCUACCACACCCUCUACUAAGGCACAGGCAGACUCCACCACAACCCAACCACCUACUACAGAUGAAAAAGUACAUGCGGCAAGUGCAGCGUUCAACCAUUUCUCUCAGGGCAAGCGACACCUCCUGGUGGGGGACUUCAAAUCUGCUGUCACUGCCUUCAAGGAGGCAACAGAGUCCCUGGUGGAGCUGUAUGGGGAGCAGGCGCCGGAGUGUGGUGACGCGUACUACCACUAUGGCCGUGCAUUGCUGGAGCUGGCACGCAAGGAGGCAGGGGUGCUGGGGCCAGAUCUGGAUGGUGCCAGUAGUCAGGAGGGAAGCACAGGGGAGGAGGAGGACGAGGAGGAAGAGAGUGAAGAGUCACAAGAGGAGGAGGAAGGUGGAAAGAAAGAGGAAGGAGAGGAGGAGGAGGAGGAGGAGGAGGAAGAUGGAGAAGGAAAGGAGAAAGAUAAGAAGGAAGGCAAUGUAGAAUGGAGGCGUCCUUGGUUUAUGUUCAGUAAAGCCCCGUAUUCUUGUCAUGGCAAUGUAGAAUGGAGGCGUCCUUGGUUUAUGUUCAGUAAAGCCCUGUAUUCUUGUCAUGGCAAUGUAGAAUGGAGACGUCAUUGGUCACAUACUGUUCUAAUGUAUGUGCACUUGCCACGCUGUUCACCAGGCAAAAGGCGUUGCAGAAAGAGCGCGAGAUCACUGUGUUGUGGGAGAAGACAGAGUCCCUUAGUGGUCAGCUGGUGACGGUCCACAACCACAGCCACUUUGAAGAGAAUGGCCUGAGCCACGACCACCUUGCUCAAGAAAAUAUCACGUUGACAAAGCUGAUUAAAGAAUUAGAAGAUAAGCUCAAACUUUCAAAGAUAGAAACCAAAGACGUCACAAGACAGAAUAGUGAGCUGCAUGCACUUAUCACAGAGUAUAAAGUCACUCCCUCAGAGGAAAAAGACAAGGAUGGCACCUCUUCAUGUGAGAACUCAGAAGCUAAAUGUACAGAUACCAAGGGGAAAUUGGUGGGUCAAGUGGCUACACUGACAUCUGAGGUUAGCAGGUUGGAGAGUGAGUGCAGCAGUCUUCAGGUUCAGCUAGACUGUGAGAGGGAUAAGUAUAACAAACUGCUGGGAGAAUCUCUUGCUCAUGAAAAGUUGUCUGAAGAUGUCAUAACUGAACCAAAAGGAGAAACAAUAAGAUUGGGAGGAACUGAGCUUUAACAGAAGCUGCAACAACUGCAGGAGGCUCACAGGGUCCUGGAGAGCAGGUUAACUUGCAGCAUGAAGGAGGUGGCUGAGCUGAGUGACAGGAAGUAGCAGCUUGAGCAUGCUGUAGUGCAUGAGGAGACAGAGUCCAUCGAUGUGUGCAUGUUUUUUGCUCAUUUGAAUCAUCUGUAAAAGUGAAGUGGAGGAAGUGUUUACUGUUUACUGUAUGCCAUUUCCUUUGUCUUUUAAUGAAGAAUUUUAUCCUUUUUCAGGUGACUACAUCACCAUCUACCAGUUGCAGCGAGGAGUGAUGAAGCAACAAGCUCGAGAACGCCAGUUAGACCUUGCCAGCCUCCAUCAUGAAUGAGAGGAAAUGAAGCAAAACCACUCUGCAGGAUUUGAUAUCAAAGCUGGUGCAGGAAAAGGAAGCAGAUCAUGACCUUGAGCAGCUCGAGAAGAUAAGCAGCGUCAUUAAGAGUCCAGUUGCUAUCAUUAGCAGUGUUGGAACCAGUGAGUCUGAGACACCCACCAGCAGUGGAAAGAUGGCUGACGAGCGCCUCAAACACUCUGAAAAGGUGGAGCAACAACAAGAAACAGAAAAUUGCAUCCAUCAUUCUUUGCCUGAGGAGGGAAUUGAUGCUGUGUUGACCCUUCACACUGAUGUCCCUCAUGAGGAGGGAGAAUAUGAAUCCUACAGAACUUGCCCAUAGAAAGACCAAAACUGUUACUGCUGCCACUACCACCACUGCCACCACUUCCACUGACACCAAAAGCCCAACUGUGCAGAGAAUCCUGGACCUCCGCAAUGAAAUGGAGUCCACCAGUCACCUGGAGCACUUUAGCCUCCAAAAGUUCCAUCCGUGUCCAUUGUGUUUGGGUAAACUUAUCAUUGUAUAAGGGGACAAGUAUCAGUGUAUGGUUACUAUAUACUCAUUUGUACUUAAAGAUGUCAUGUCACAUCAUUCUCUCUCUCUCUCUCUCUCUCUCUCUCUCUCUCUCUCUCUCUCUCUCUCUCUCUCUCUCUCUCUCUCUCUCUCUCUCUCUCUCUCUCUCUCUCUCUCUCUCUCUCUCUCUCUCUCUCUCUCUCUCUCUCUCUCUCUCUCUUUCUUUCUUUCUUUCUUUCUUUCUUUCUUUCUUUUGUUGCAUAUUUUACUGCUUUACAUUCCUCCCCACAGUAUUUUUUCAUCUACUUUAUGACUGCAGUAGUUUUAUCAUCCCAGUGUAUGCCGUAUCCACUCUGAAACUGUAAUUCACCAAUCAGCUCAAAUGUGUCUCUGUUUUGAUAAUCAUUAAUUUGUUUCAGCUACACAACCACUCUGAUAAGGGACAAAAUCUCCUUCACCAGUCAUCUAUGUCAUACAGUCAUAUAUAUUCAUACAUAUGACAAAAUACUCUUCCUAAGACAUUUCUUAUUUUCUCUUCUCAAGUGACCUGUCCAUCUAUCUAAGGUACCACAUAACAUUUAAAACUUACAAUAUUGUGUUUAAUUCAUGAACACUUUUUUGUCUAUCUAUGUAGACUUGAAAUUGUAUUGCGGUAUAG
Scylla paramamosain (green mud crab) is the source of this 2976-nucleotide messenger RNA. RefSeq lists its product as uncharacterized. NCBI's taxonomy places the organism in Eukaryota, Metazoa, Arthropoda, Malacostraca, Decapoda, Portunidae. The record is from RefSeq and is a predicted model, not a curated record. The coding region runs from base 844 to 1449 and encodes 201 amino acids. The transcript is spliced from 9 exons.